AUGCCCCUCCUCGCCCUCAUGCUCAAAGUCAUGCCCCACAUCUUGUCCAGCACGCAGGUUACUCAACAUCUGCUGAACAGUAAUCAAAUGAUCACUUGCCCGCGUUGCAACCGUAAAGACUGCAUCCCGCAGCCCAGGCGCCUCAGCCCCAAGCCUAAACACCUCUUCCUCCUUCACCCCCGCUUGCGCCAUAACAUCCAGCGGAAGCAUUACAGCCCCCUGCCUCGCCGCGCCGCCAGCUUGCUGACCACCCUGCUGACCCACCGCACGCGCCGCAGGAAACGCAACCAACGGCAACCCCCGCAGAACAGCCACAAUGCCCGCCGCCUUCCCCACAUGCGAUGCGACAUGAUCCGCCGUAACAGAGGCCAUGGGCAACGCCGAGAGCGUCAGAUACAUGAGCGUGGAAUACGUACUCUCGGCGUAGGACUCCAGGGCCGCGAUAUCGGGGUACGGGUCAUUCCCUUUGCUGAUGCGGGCGUGGCCGUUGGUUCGCUCGUGGAGGUCUGCGAUGGCGGAGGAGAGGAGGAUGGCGAUGGGUUCUUUGGGCGGAGUGCCGGCGAGGAUCUUUGCGAUCGAUUCGCGCCAGAACUGGAGGCGCAUGAGGCCGAUUGUGGCGCGGAGGGCGAGGUAGAAUUGUUGGGCGUGCCGCGGGAUGAAGGUGUGGAGUGUAGCGGCGGCCGCUACAUGAUGGAUUUCGGGGAUAUUGAUGGCCGUCCUUUGAAAAAGAGACGAUUUUUUGUCGACGAAGAGGCGGACACCAGACCUCCCAUUGACUCUACAGCUGUAUCCCCCGACGCGUCUACACCUCGUUCCACUUACGAUGAUCAGCCGCCGGUCGUUCAGUCCCAUGGUGUACAGCUUGGCGAUACAAUAGUUCCUGUAGACGGAGAGGGAAAUGAAUAUGUACGAGACGAUGAUCAGCAGACCGCGAGCUAUACUUCGCCACGAGAGCGAGAAGCAGAAAGUGCCGGAGAUACUAUAGGGGGUGGAUUAGCUUUUACGACGCAAAAUGCUACAGUACCAGAAAAGCAGGAGGAGAUAGUGACAGCAGGAAACACAUCGGCACAAGAGGGUACAGACGGAUUUGACACGGAGGCCUUCGUUAGUAUUAUCGGGGAGCGACUCUCGCCAGACACGAUACGCAAGAUUCGGAGUGUAGCUGGCGAUAACCUAGAGAGAGCGAUCAAUGUUUAUUUCGAUGGGUCAUGGAAGUUACCCCCUGGUAGUGCAAGGAACCAAACCAUGCUGACAUCCCAACAAACGCUGUCCACGCGGCCAGGAAGGAAGGGGAGGAGUGCUCCGGCUGAAAUUGCGCCCCAAAAUACCUCCCAGCCCUCGGUGAGAUACGUUGGUGCUUUCGGCGUGGGAGCGUGGGCGACUCGGAGUGGAGUGGGGUUUAUUAAACAUGGAGAUCGUGUUAACAUUGAGCGUGCCAGGUCUCAGCCGGUCUCGAAGCGUGGUCGUGGUGGGAGGGUUUUCACUAAUAACAGGGGUGACGUUUUAACUCGCUUCACCAAUCAGUCCGGCCAGGAAAUUGGGAGACUUCCUCAGGAGACAGCGGCAUGGGUAUCGACUUUACUUGACCAAAAAGUCUGUAAGCUCGAGGGAGUGUGUGUAUUCGCACCGGAUAGAAUCCGCGUCAAUGACACAAUAUACCUGCAACUAUGGUGUUACUUACGUAUAGAGGCGUUUCAAUCUGGCAUUCUGGAUAGCUCAAUCGAUGAUAAUCGAUCGACAACCAUUUUCGAAGAGAAGGAAAGCACUGAAGAGAAGCGGCUACGACUUCGCCAGGUCGCUCUGGUAAAGCUCUUCGAUGAGAUCGGUCUGCAACCGACCUCAGCCAACGACAUGACCCUGAAACAUAAGAAGGAGGGCUUGCUGCGUGCAGUGGAAAUAGCAGAACAGUACGAUAAAAACAAAAGAGAAAACAAAUCGAAUAACGACUCAUCUGAAGACGAAGAGUCCCCGGAACUAGAGGAAGACCAACUUGAUACUUUAUACAAGAAGGCCCAGACAUUCGAUUUCAGUAUGCCAGAGGCCGAGCCUCCACCGACGUUCUCGUUGAACCUCCGGAAGUAUCAAAAGCAAGCCCUCCACUGGAUGUUAGCCAAGGAGAAAGAUAAUAAGUCCGCCAGAGGUCCAUCAAUGAACCCGCUGUGGGAAGAAUAUGCGUGGCCAACCAAAGAUGUUGAGGAUCACAACCUUCCGACCAUUGAGGGCCUUGAUCACUUCUACGUCAAUCCGUAUUCCGGAGAGCUUAGUCUCGACUUCCCAGCACAAGAACAGCAUUGUCUUGGAGGAAUCUUAGCUGAUGAAAUGGGCUUGGGUAAAACCAUUGAGAUGCUUAGUCUUGUUCAUUCUCAUAGAAACGUGCCUCUCGGCCAAGCAGCAGAUGGCCCAAGCUCCGUCUCCGGCCUAGCAAGGUUACCCUCCUCGACUUCUGGCGUGGUAACCGCUCCUUACACUACUCUUGUUAUCGCUCCCACCUCUCUUCUUUCGCAGUGGGAGAGUGAAGCCCUGAAGGCCUCUGAACCAGGUUCAAUGAAGGUCCUGAUGUACUAUGGUAAUGAGAAGUAUGUCAACCUCAGAGAGCUGUGCGCAGCAAGUAACCCUACUGCUCCUAAUGUAAUCGUCACGAGCUACGGAGUUGUCCUGUCGGAAUAUCGACAGAUGUUGUCAUCUGCGACAUUUUCGACUGCUACGCCAGGUGGCUUGUUUUCGGUAGAAUUCUUCCGUGUCAUUCUUGAUGAAGCACACCUUAUCAAGAAUAGACUGUCGAAGACUGCGAGAGCUUGUUACGAGCUUAAAGCGACUCACCGAUGGGUCCUCACUGGGACACCUAUCGUUAACCGCUUGGAAGACUUAUUCAGCUUAGUGCGAUUUCUCAAGGUCGAACCGUGGAAUAACUUCUCCUUUUGGAAAACCUUCAUCACCGUGCCUUUCGAGUCUAAAGACUACGUACGGGCCCUCAAUGUGGUACAGACCGUGCUUGAACCUCUAGUCCUCCGACGCACCAAGACGAUGAAAACCCCAGAAGGGGAGCCUCUAGUACCACUGCCACGUCGGACCAUUACAAUUGAAGAGGUCGAACUCCCGGAGCAAGAAAGAGAGAUUUAUGAUUAUAUCUAUACCCGAGCAAAACGCACAUUCAACGACAACAUCGAGGCAGGUACCUUACUAAAAUCGUUCACAACGAUCUUCGCCCAGAUUCUCCGCUUACGCCAAACAUGCUGCCAUCCAAUUCUAACCCGCAACAAAGCCAUUGUCGCAGACGAAGAAGAUGCAGCGGCGGCAGCCAACGAUGGCAACGGGCUCAAGGACGACAUGGACCUACAGGAGCUAAUAGACCGAUUCACAACAGCAACCGAACCAACAGACUCCAAACAAGGCCAGGAAACCUCCAACAAAUUCACCACCUACGCUCUGAAACAGAUUCAAAACGAAUCCAGCGGCGAAUGUCCCAUCUGCUCGGAGGAACCCAUGAUCGACCCAGCAGUAACCACCUGCUGGCACAGCGCAUGCAAAAAAUGCCUAGAGGAUUAUAUACGCCACCAAACAGACAAGGGCGACUCGCCGCGAUGUUUCUCAUGCCGCGCACCAGUCAGCAGCAGAGAUAUCUUCGAAGUCAUCCGUCAUCAAUCACCAACCACCACAACCCCGGAAAACGACAUAUACAGUAGCACUCCUCCGACCAGCACCCAACCCGCACCCCGUAUCUCUCUCCGCCGCAUAAACCCCCUCUCCCCUUCCGCCCACACUUCCGCCAAGAUCCACUCCCUCAUCAACCACCUCCACCGCGUCCCAUCAAACACCAAAUCAGUCGUCUUCUCCCAAUUCACCAGCUUCCUCGACCUCAUCGCCCCGCAACUGGACAAAGCCGGAAUCCCCUAUGUCCGUCUCGACGGCACAAUGGCCCAAAAAUCCCGAGCCGAAGUGCUCGCCCAGUUCAACAAGACCGAAACCUUCGACCAAGAAGAAAUCGAAGACGCAGAGCGAGAAGAUGACGUUAAUAGCCCCUUCCCCAGAAAAUUACCACACCCUAGAAACGGCCACGCAUCGGCGAGCCCCAGUCCCAGGGUUCUUCUCAUCAGUCUCCGUGCUGGUGGCGUGGGUCUCAAUCUCACGGCCGCUAGUAAUGUGUUCAUGAUGGAUCCGUGGUGGAGCUUUGCCAUCGAGGCCCAGGCUAUUGAUCGCGUUCAUCGCAUGGGUCAGUUGAGGGAUGUAGCUGUUACCCGGUUUGUUGUUAAGGAUUCGAUCGAGGCGAGGAUGUUGCGGGUCCAGGAGCGGAAGAUGAAUAUUGCUGGGUCGCUGGGGUUGAGAGUUGGGGGAGAUGGGAACGAGGAUAAGAAGGAGAGGAUUGAGGACAUUAAGAUGCUGUUUGAAUAG
This is a messenger RNA of Aspergillus pseudonomiae, 4389 nucleotides long. Its product is annotated as DEAD/DEAH box helicase. The transcript has 5 exons. Gene Ontology annotation, molecular function: zinc ion binding; ATP-dependent chromatin remodeler activity; ATP binding. Lineage: Eukaryota; Fungi; Ascomycota; Eurotiomycetes; Eurotiales; Aspergillaceae. Bases 1 to 4389 code for a protein of 1462 amino acids. The record is from RefSeq and is a predicted model, not a curated record.